GGUCUGCAGGCAAAGCAGCGGGGAAACCUGGAGCGGAGUUUCUUCAUUUAAAAGUCUCCUCCAGUGCAGGACGCCUCCACACCGAGCCACACGGACACUUUCAGCCGCAGUUGAGUUGCGGUGACGCGGACAUGGCCUCCAUCGUUUGCCGGGUCCAGUACCUGGAGGACACGGAUCCGUUUAUCUGCACAAACUUCCCGGAACCCCGGAGACCUCCGACGGUGAACGUGGAGGAGAACCUGCCGCUCAGUGAGCAGAUCGCCGGGAUACACAAGCUGCUGGAGGCGCCUCUGAAGCUGGAGGAGUGCACCCUUCAACUGGCUCCACAUGGAAACUAUUUGGACCUGGACUCGUCGAUGGCCGAGCAGAGAGACGAGCUGGAGAGCUUCUAUGAAGACAUAGC
Molecule: messenger RNA, 403 nt
Organism: Labrus bergylta (ballan wrasse)
Lineage: Eukaryota; Metazoa; Chordata; Actinopteri; Labriformes; Labridae
Source: RefSeq, a predicted model, not a curated record